Molecule: messenger RNA, 1314 nt
Organism: Raphanus sativus (radish)
Lineage: Eukaryota; Viridiplantae; Streptophyta; Magnoliopsida; Brassicales; Brassicaceae
Exons: 5
Coding region: 25-1146 (373 amino acids)
Molecular function (GO): protein binding
Source: RefSeq, a predicted model, not a curated record
AUACACUCGAAAAAAGAAAAAAAAAUGUUUACCGAGGAAAAGAAGAAAAACACCAACUAUGGAUCAAUACUUGUCUACUGCUUCUUCUGUCUUGUUUUGGUUGUGGGAGUAGUAAGAUUUGCAAAACCUUAUUACAACCUACAAAACCUAAUGGAGACAGAAGCAGUAAUGGAAGAAGGAUUGUUGGACGUGGAUAAAUCAGGAAUGCUUCCGUUUAUCUUCAGGAAUCACCACAAGCUCUCGACAACAGUAAGGGAAGAGACGAGAACUCGUCCUCCACUCUCCUACUUUGUGAAGUUCGAAUCUUUUGCCACUAUGUCGAACCUGGUCAAAGGCAACGGUGACAAGUACGAGUCACGUCCUUUCUCAGCUGGUGGAUACAAUUGGACGUUCCUAAUCUACCCAAAUGUGGACAAGCCAGUGGGCUCGGGUGGAUACGUUUCGCUUUACGUAAAAAUCGAUAACUCAAGCCUCAUCACCACUCAAAACGAAGUCUAUGCGUGGAUCAAAUUCCUCACCUACAAAAGCACUACAGACACGUACCAUGAGCUCCAUGCGACUGAGGCGCAGAGAUUUCAUUUGUUUAAACAACAGUAUGGAAUGCUAACCUUUCUUGAGAUCGGGUAUUACCAAAAUCCGGUACAUGGAUUCAUUUUCAAUGGCGAACAGUGUGUGUUUGGCGUUGACAUUGUGGUUUCUAAACCAUCUGCAUGGGAAGAUGCUUCUUAUGAGCAAAACAUUCGUGACCCUGUUCACGAUUGGACAAUCACCGACUUCUCUAUCCACGAUCAUGUCUCUUACACUUCUGAUACGUUUUCUUCCGGAGGAAGAAACUGGGUAUUGAAAGUUUAUCCAAAUGGAGUCGGGUCUGCAACGGGUAGUUCCUUGUCACUCUACUUGUUGAGUGCGUCAAACGAAAAUGGUUACGUGAAAGCCAAGUUAAGAGUUAUUGACCAGAAAGGAUCCAACAAUGUGGAGAAACAAGUGGAGGGAUGGCCAAAUGCACAAGAAAACGGAUGGGGUGUCGACAGCCUUAUACCUCUUGCAGAUCUCGAAGACCCGGACAAAGGUUACCUCGUCAACAAUAUCAUCAAAUUUGAAGUAGAGAUUUUGGCCUUCUCUAGAACCAAAUCCAUCUCUAACUAGGCAUUACGAUAAUCCCAAAAUUAUCACUUGUACGUGUGUUGUUUUUCCUAUAAUAAUCCAACGGGGAUAGUUCCACGGGUGGCCAAGUGAAUUACUAUCACGGGUGGCCAGUUACUGAGUCACUCUGUUUAUGUUUCAGUGCAAUAAUAAAGAGUCCGAGUUUUUUUU